This is a messenger RNA of Eptesicus fuscus (big brown bat), 3208 nucleotides long. It is a transcript of the gene SEMA4A, whose product is annotated as semaphorin 4A. Gene Ontology annotation, molecular function: semaphorin receptor binding; chemorepellent activity. Gene Ontology annotation, biological process: negative chemotaxis; negative regulation of axon extension involved in axon guidance; semaphorin-plexin signaling pathway. Bases 102 to 2477 code for a protein of 791 amino acids. NCBI's taxonomy places the organism in Eukaryota, Metazoa, Chordata, Mammalia, Chiroptera, Vespertilionidae. The transcript has 15 exons. The record is from RefSeq and is a predicted model, not a curated record.
CACGAUGGGUACCUGGAGGGUCUCACUCCUGGCCCAGCCAGGCUGAGCCUCGGUCCCCCGCCGCUGGGGCCUGGACCCCCCACUCACCUUCUUUCUUCUGGAUGGCACCUCCACCCAAGAGUCCAGACACCUGGGUUCUACACUGUGGCUGGCUCAAGGAGCCAUCCGGUGACAGCCUCUGGCUGAGCAUGGCCCUUCCAGCCCUGGGCCUGGACCCCUGGAGCCUCAUCGGCCUUUUCCUCCUCCAACUGCUCCUGCUGCUGCUGCCAACACCGGCCACAGGGGGCGGUGGGCAGGAGCCCAUUCCCAGGGUCCGAUACUACGCAGGGGACGGACGCAGGGUUCUGAGCCUCUUCCACCACAAGAACCUCCAGGACUUUGACACUCUGCUCUUGAGUGCUGACGGAGGCACGCUCUACGUGGGGGCCCGAGAGGCCAUUCUGGCCUUGAACAUCCAGGAUCCAGGUGUGCCGAGGCUCAAGGACACGAUAUCCUGGCCAGCCAGUGACAAAAAAAAGAGUGAUUGUGCCUUUAAGAAGAAGAGCAAUGAGACACAGUGUUUCAACUUUAUUCGCGUCCUGGUCUCCUUCAAUGCCACCCACCUCUACGCCUGCGGCACCUUUGCCUUCAGCCCUGCCUGCACCUUCAUUGAACUCCAAAAUUCCUAUCUGUUGCCCAUCUCGGAGGACAAGGUUGUGGAGGGGAAAGGGCAAAGCCCUUUUGAUCCUGCCCAUAAGCACACGGCUGUCUUGGUAGACGGGAUGCUCUAUUCUGGCACCAUGAACAACUUCCUGGGCAGCGAGCCCAUCCUGAUGCGCUCGCUGGGAUCCCUGCCUGUGCUCAAGACGGACAAUUUCCUCCGCUGGCUGCAACCGGACGCCUCCUUUGUGGCAGCCAUCCCUUCUACUCAGGUCGUCUACUUCUUCUUCGAGGAGACAGCCAGCGAGUUCGAGUUCUUCGACAAGCUCCGCACGUCCCGAGUGGCCCGAGUCUGCAAGAACGACGUGGGCGGGGAACGGCUGCUGCAGAAGAAGUGGACCACCUUCCUGAAGGCCCAGCUGGUCUGCGCCCAGCCCGGGCAGCUGCCCUUCAACGUCAUCCGCCACGCCGUCCUGCUGCCGGGCAAUUCCUCCGCCGACCUCCGCGUCUACGCAGUCUUCACCUCUCAGUGGCAAAUCGGUGGGACCAGGAGCUCAGCUGUCUGUGCCUUCUCUCUCAAGGACAUCAAGCGUGUCUUUGAGGGGAAGUACAAGGAGUUGAACAAAGAGACUUCACGAUGGACUACUCUUGGGGUCCCUGAUGAUAUCAAUCCUCGACCAGGCAGCUGCUCGGUGGGCCCCUCCUCUGAUAAAGCCUUGACCUUCAUGAAGAACCAUUUCCUGAUGGAUGAACAGGUGGUGGGGACGCCCCUGCUGGUGAAGUCUGGUGUGGAGUACACCCGACUUGCAGUGGAGACAGCCCAGGGCCUGGACGGGCACAGCCAUCUGGUCAUGUACCUGGGCACCACCACAGGGCUCCUGCACAAGGCUGUGGUGAGUGGGGACAGCAGAGCGCAUCUGGUAGAGGAGAUCCAGCUGUUCCCUGAGCCCGAGCCUGUUCGCAACCUGCAGCUGGCCCCAACCCAGGGUGCUCUGUUUGUAGGCUUCUCAGGAGGUGUCGUCAGGGUCCCCCGAGCCAACUGUAGUGUCUAUGAGAGCUGUGUGGACUGUGUCCUUGCCCGGGACCCCCACUGUGCCUGGGACCCUGAGUCCAGACUCUGCCGCCUCCUGCCCACCUCCAUCCCGGAGUCCUGGAGGCAGGACAUGGAGAAAGGGAACCCAGAGUGGGCGUGUGCCAAUGGCCCCAUGAGCAGGAGCCUCCGGCCUCCGAGCCGCCCCGAAAUCAUUAAAGAAGUCCUGGCCCUUCCCAACUCCAUCCUGGAGCUCCCCUGCCCCCGCCUCUCAGCCCUGGCCUCUUACCGCUGGACUCACGGGACAGCAGCAGUCUCAGGAGCCUCUUCCAUGGUUUACAACGGCUCCCUCCUGCUGCUGCUGCGGGCUGGGGAGGGCGGCCUCUACCAGUGCUUGGCCACCGAGAACGGCUUCUCCUAUCCUGUGGUCUCCUACUGGGUGGACAGCCAAGAGCCGCCCCUGGCCCUGGACCCGGAACUGGCAGGCAUUCCCCGGGAGCGCAUGGAGGCCUCGCUGACCAGGGUCGGUGGUGGGGCCGCGCUGGCUGCCCAGCGGUCCUACUGGCCCCACUUCCUCACUGUCACUGUACUGCUUGCCUUAGUGCUUUCCGGAGCCCUCAUCAUCCUCCUCCUCUCCCGACUGGGGGCACUCCGAGCCCGGGGCAAGGUCCAGGGCUGUGGGAGCCUGCCCCCUGGGGAGAAGGCCCCAUUGAGCAGGGAGCAGCACCGCCAACUUCCCAAGGAACACAGGACCUCCGCCAGUGAUCUGGACUCCGACAACAACCACCUGAGCACCGAGGUGGCUUAAACUCUGGGCACAGACUGAGCCGUGGGGCAGUGCCUGGCCGUGCCGACCGGGGUGCCUGGAGCAGCGCGGACCUCACUAGGGGGGAGCAGCACAAAAGAUCACCUUCCUCCCUCAAGAGUAACUUCUCUGCCACUCUGUGCCUCCAAUAGCACUCAGUGGGCUGGGCACAGUGGCCGGCUCCCCUAUGGGAUUCCCGUGCGCUGAGCGCAUGGCCUCUCAGACGGGGCUGCCCCAGGCCUGGACUGAGGCUAUGAUAGGAGGACCUAGAGAGGAUCCUUCAGUUCUGGCCAUGCCGGGACCCUCCAGAAACAUACUGCUCCAGGAGACCCUCAAGCAUCUGGCUGUUCCAGGACCCUAUGGGAAUCAACAAACAUCUAAGCAUCCAUCAGAUAGCACGCCGCUCCUGGAGACCCCACGCUGAUAGCAGCUGUCACCCUGGACACCAAUUCUCCCCUCUCGCAGGGAUCUUCGGGGUUCAGCAGGGAGCUGCCCCCUUUAUGCGCACACCGACUCCCUCCCGGAAAGUCUUGAAGGCUGACCACUUCCUUCUUGCUUCCGGUGGGGGAGGUGGUGAUCUCUUCUGGCCUGGCUAGAAUGGCAGCGGUAAUCUGAGCCUUGUUCAUGCCUUUACCCUGGCUGACCCUUGGACCUCUGUCCUUUCCCCUCUCCUUUGCUUUGGGAUUCAGAAAACUGCCUGUCACAGUUUAUUUUUUAUUAAAAAGACAAAGCUU